AUUGAGCUUUCCCCCAUAGGCUAGUUACUAGUUAUAAUUUGAAAUUCAGGGAUUUUUUUUUUAGGUAAGGCUCCUCGAGUGAGACGUGGACGAUGAUAUUAGUGUGAGCUUGUCGUGUCGCGUUUGUCCACUUGUAAAGAUCCUCAUAUUUAACACAUUUGCAUGGACACGCCUAUACUGUUCGUUUAAAUUCCAGAGAAAGAAAAAGCCCUACUGUCGGCACUCGGGAUUGUCAAUUCAACAGGUUUGGUCUGCACAGGCAGUGUGUCGCAUUUGAAACAGUCGACUUCCUGAAGACAGCACGACGGGACAAGACAUUAGACUGCUAAACCGGGAUAGACGCACUCAGAUCAGAUUGCUCUCUUGUGCUAAAUAGGCAUCAAACAUGACUACCAAAAUCCAAAUAAAAAGCCCCAAUGUGAGAUACACAGAGAAGUACAUUGAGGCUCAGUACUCCUACCACACCGAAUCUGUGUCCAGAGAUGAGAGCAUGUACACAGUAACACCUGCUACCACUCAGUUCACCUUUCGCACUGAGAGGGCAGUACCCAAGCUGGGGGUGAUGCUGGUGGGCUGGGGAGGGAACAAUGGCACCACUGUCACUGCUGCGGUCAUGGCCAACAAGCUGGGCAUGAGCUGGAGAACAAAGACUGGCAUGAAGGGCGCUAAUUACUUUGGCUCGUUACUACAAGCCUCCACAGUGUGUUUAGGAUCGGGCCCAGAGGGAGAUGUCAACGUACCCUUCCGUGAUCUACUUCCCAUGGUGCACCCUAAUGACAUCAUUUUCGAUGGGUGGGAUAUCUCCUCCUUAAACUUGGGCCAGGCGAUGGAGAGGGCUGAGGUACUGGACUGGGCUUUACAGGAGCAGCUGCGGCCUCACAUGGACCAGCUGAAGCCCAGGCCCUCCAUAUAUAUCCCAGAAUUCAUUGCUGCUAAUCAGAGCCUCAGAGCUGAUAACCUUAUCCAAGGAACCAAGGCAGAGCAGGUGGCACAGCUCAGGAGGGACAUUGGUGACUUCAAGCAGCAGAGUGGUGUGGACAAAGUCCUUGUUCUGUGGACUGCCAACACAGAGAAAUUCUGUGAUGUCAUACCCGGCGUCAAUGACACUGCUGAGAAUCUGCUUGCAACCAUCCAGAAAGGAGGUGAGGUUUCUCCCUCCACACUUUUUGCAGUAGCCAGCAUCCAGGAGGGCUGUGCGUACAUCAACGGUUCCCCACAGAACACCUUUGUCCCUGGGGCGGUUGAGCUGGCCGUGCAGAGGGGCGUCUUCAUUGGAGGAGACGACUUUAAAUCUGGCCAGACCAAAAUUAAGUCUGUUCUGGUAGACUUCUUGGUCAAGGCAGGCAUCAAGCCAAUGUCCAUCGUCAGCUAUAAUCACCUUGGCAACAAUGAUGGAUUGAACCUAUCAGCUCCGCAGCAGUUCAGAUCCAAGGAGAUCUCCAAGAGUAAUGUAGUGGAUGACAUGGUGCAGUCCAACCCUUUGUUAUACGGCCCUGGGGAGAAGCCAGACCACUGUGUGGUGAUCAAAUACGUGCCAUAUGUGGGCGACAGCAAGCGUGCUAUGGACGAGUACGUGUCUGAGAUUAUGAUGGGUGGCACAAACACCAUCGCUAUUCACAACACCUGCGAGGACUCCUUGCUGGCUAGUCCAAUCAUCUUGGACCUGGCUAUCCUAACAGAGCUGUCCCAGAGGAUCACCUUCUGCACAGAGACUGACCCCACUUUCCAGACCUUCCACAGUGUGCUCUCUCUGCUCAGCUUCCUCAUCAAGGCCCCUCUUGUCCCACAGGGGGCGCCUGUGGUCAAUGCCUUCUUUCGCCAGAGAGCUUGCAUUGAAAACGUCAUGAGGGCAUGUCUCGGCCUGCCGCCUCAGAACAAUAUGCAGCUGGAGCACAAGAUGCAGAGAACCCUCCUGCUGAACCGUGAGGACCAUGUCCUCAAAGCUGUGGCCACCAAAAAGAACAAAGUCGUCCAUGCCAACGGAUUCCACCCGUUAUCCUGCAAUGAAGUCAAUGGAUAUAAAAUUGAGAAAACCGAGCACUGAAUAAGAUCCAUCCAUAGUGUGGAGUUAUGACCUGCAUGUAAUCACCGUAGGCUUCUGAGUAGAUUAGCAUGUGCGUUUAUUUAGAUUUUUGACAGGUUUAUAGCUACUUUUGAAAUAUGUUUAUGAUAGGCCUAUGUAUCAAUGCUUCACCACUCUUGCUUAAAGAAAUACAUCUAGAAAUUAUUGACUUUAUUGCUGAAAACAAACAGCUGUUUAUAGGUCAUUAUAGCAUAGGUAUGUAUUUUUGUUUCUUCUUUCGUUUAUUCACAUUAAUCCCAUUCGUCUUUUAAAAUACAGAUACUGAUUUUUUUUUUGUCUGUGUAAGCAAUUUAAAAUUAUUAUUAAGGCAAGGUAGGCUAAACUUACAUAUCUGGAAACAUUUUGAGCUCAUUUAGUCAGCAUUGUAACAAUAGUAAUUGUGUCCGUACGGACCUGUUUUGAGUGUGACGCCUGAAGUGAGAGUCGGACGUGAGAUACACGUAGGUUGUACUGUAUGUGUGUGAAGUCAUGUGUAAUUCAAUAAAGCGUUGUUAUUAAAGUUA
Molecule: messenger RNA, 2586 nt
Organism: Clupea harengus (Atlantic herring)
Lineage: Eukaryota; Metazoa; Chordata; Actinopteri; Clupeiformes; Clupeidae
Product: inositol-3-phosphate synthase 1-A
Biological process (GO): inositol biosynthetic process; phospholipid biosynthetic process
Molecular function (GO): inositol-3-phosphate synthase activity
Source: RefSeq, a predicted model, not a curated record